Molecule: messenger RNA, 1599 nt
Organism: Telopea speciosissima
Lineage: Eukaryota; Viridiplantae; Streptophyta; Magnoliopsida; Proteales; Proteaceae
Product: casein kinase II subunit alpha-2-like
Exons: 10
Coding region: 71-1339 (422 amino acids)
Biological process (GO): protein phosphorylation
Cellular component (GO): cytosol; protein kinase CK2 complex; nucleus
Molecular function (GO): protein serine/threonine kinase activity; ATP binding
Source: RefSeq, a predicted model, not a curated record
CUACCGGGGGAAGAGUCGGUUCUUCCUCCUUUUUGUAAUUUUUUUCGCAGGUGCGAGUUUUCUUCGUUUCAUGGCCAUAAGGUCCCUCCGCUUGAUUCAGAAAUAUCGUCUAGUCUCUGUUUACAUCUCGACAACUUUCCCGAGGUGUUCUUCACAUCUUCAUCUUCUUCCGGUUAGAACCCCAAGGGCACCCUCUCCCUUUGGCCUUCCGAGGAUCUCUUGCGAGUCUCCACUCGCAUACGCAGAGGAAGAACGGCCAGUACGCCACCGCUUAUCGUCGUCCCUAGCAGCAAACCUGGCUCAGAAGAUCGGAAAAUCCAUCCGCAGGCCUGGCGCCGUUUCAAAGGCUAGGGUUCAUGCCGACGUUAACGUACUCCGCCCCAAAGAAUACUGGGAUUACGAGUCCCUUACCGUCCAGUGGGGGGACCAGGACGAUUAUGAAGUAGCGAGGAAGGUGGGAAGGGGAAAAUACAGCGAGGUCUUUGAAGGUGUCAAUUGCACCAGUGACCAGCGUUGUAUUAUAAAGAUCCUCAAACCCGUAAAGAAGAAGAAGAUCAAAAGGGAGAUUAAAAUCCUGCAGAAUCUUUGUGGAGGGCCCAAUAUCGUGAAGUUGCUGGAUAUUGUCAGAGAUCAGCAGUCAAAGACUCCUAGCCUUGUAUUUGAAUAUGUGAAUAAUACAGAUUUUAAAGUGCUUUAUCCAACAUUAACUGACUACGAUACUCGAUAUUACAUCUAUGAACUGUUGAAGGCACUAGAGUAUUGCCAUUCACAAGGUAUUAUGCACCGAGAUGUGAAGCCCCACAACGUCAUGAUUGAUCAUGAGCAGCGUAAGCUUCGUCUUAUAGAUUGGGGGCUUGCAGAGUUCUAUCAUCCAGGAAAAGAGUACAAUGUUCGGGUUGCUUCAAGAUACUUUAAAGGCCCAGAACUUUUAGUUGACUUGCAAGAUUAUGACUAUUCUUUAGACUUGUGGAGCCUUGGUUGUAUGUUUGCUGGAAUGAUAUUCCGUAAGGAGCCAUUUUUCUAUGGGCACGAUAAUUAUGAUCAACUGGUCAAAAUAGCUAAGGUACUUGGGACUGAUGAAUUAAAUGCCUACCUGAACAAAUACCAUUUGGAGUUGGACCCGCACCUCGAGGCCCUUGUUGGGAGACACAGCAGGAAACCAUGGACGAAGUUCAUUAAUGCUGAUAAUCAACAUUUAGCAGUUCCAGAGGCAAUUGAUUUUCUUGACAAAUUGCUGCGAUAUGACCACCAAGAAAGGCCAACUGCAAAAGAAGCAAUGGCUCAUCCUUAUUUUCUUCCGGUGAGGAGUGCAGAGAGCAGCAGGACCCGUACCCAAUAGCCUGAAUUCUACUUCCUGAUUGGAAAUUGGCUUGAUUCCACUUUCUGAUCAGGAAUGGGGUGUUUUUUUUCCCCUUCUUUUUUGUUUAGAUGGGCUAUAAUCUCAUUGUUGUUAUUUUCUGCUUUGGCAAGGAUUGUCUUUAAAUUUGGAACUUUCAAAAGGAAAAUCUGUGCUGUUCAGUGGUCAAUAAACAUCACCACCUUGUAUUUGGAUUCAUUCUUCACAAAGAAUUAUUUCCGUCCCUCCAUUAUUCUUCUCUA